Messenger RNA from Salvia miltiorrhiza (redroot sage), 769 nucleotides. RefSeq names its product PLASMODESMATA CALLOSE-BINDING PROTEIN 3-like. The transcript has 4 exons. Bases 77 to 685 code for a protein of 202 amino acids. Lineage: Eukaryota; Viridiplantae; Streptophyta; Magnoliopsida; Lamiales; Lamiaceae. The record is from RefSeq and is a predicted model, not a curated record.
AUUCUUUUUGCAUUCAAUCAAUAAAUUAAAUUUAACAUUUCUCAAUAUUAAAUUGCCUAUAGCGACCUUUUCCCAAAUGAGCCUUAAAAAAGAGCGGUGGACACUCCACCACUCCACACACGUACUACCAAAAUUCCAUAGUUAUUUUCCUUGGUAUCUGAUGGCUACUGCUUCUCUGCUUCUACUUCUGCUUCUCGCGGCGGCUGCUCGCUCCAGUGCGACGUGGUGCGUUUGCAAGCAGGGCGUGAGCGACGCCGUGUUGCAGAAAACUCUGGACUAUGCGUGCGGAUCCGGGGCGGACUGCAACCCGAUCCGUCAAAGAGGGUCAUGUUUCAGCCCUAACACCGUUAGGGCUCACUGCAACUACGCCGUCAACAGCUAUUUCCAGAGGAACCGUCAGGCGCCGCUCGCUUGUGAUUUCACCGGCACUGCUGCCGUCGUCAAUUCUGACCCUAGUACUGGUGGCUGUGCUUUUCCUGCUACUGCAAGUGUUACUUCAACUACAGCUCCCACAGUCACAACGCCCAAUGGAGGCUCGCCUCUCGUAACAACACCUACGACUGGAGCAUCAGGAGGUGCAAACAAUGGUUUAGGAUUCAACAAUAAUUUAAAUGUUGGGAUAAUUUUAGUUCCUAAAUGCAUUCUCAUCUACUUACUCUUGAUUUUAACUAUUUUCGGACUUUGAUGGAAUUGAGAAGCUUGUCAAUUUACAUCAUAUGGUGAAGAUCACUUUUAAAAUGGAGUAUAAAUAAUAUUUUAUUUCUGUUUA